AAUGCUACAGCGAAAGUGAACAUGAUGAUCCAGAAAUAACAGACACACCACCUCCCCCCUACGCGGUCCAGCCGCCACCUCCUCCUUCGGAUCAGCAGAAGUCCUCCUUCACCUCGACUCUGUCAAGUGAAGCAUCUUGUUCUCUCUCCUCUCCUGAAAGCACUUUCAACUCCCAAGAGUUGUCUUCUUCCUUGACAUCCAAAGGGGUUUAUUCUGAGAGGCAGUCCUGGCUUGACCUAGUUAACAGCUCUGCCACAGAAGAGGGUGAUCAGCCUUUAACUUUCUGCAUACAGAUUCACUCGGAUGAGCCGCCAGAAGUAGACUGUGGAGAAGCAGCAGAAAGCCAGGACGCCUGGCUUUCCAAACCCAGCGGUGGAUCCGAAAACUCUUUUUUAGGUCCGGAUACAUAUUGUCUAGCUGUACCAGAUGCAACGGGCCAGAGAUCACUAGCCAAAGAUCAGGAAAAAUGUGAUGAUGAUGAGAUGGAGCGACUUUACAAGUCAUUAGAACAAGCAAGCCUGUCUCCCAUUGGUGAUCGUCGGCUGUCAACUAAGAAGGAGCUUAGGAAGUCAUUUAUCAAACGCAGCAAAAACCCCUCCAUUAAUGAGAAACUCCACAAAAUUCGAAUGCUGAACAGCACAUUAAAGUGUAAGGAACAUGACCUGGCCACAAUUAACCAGUUGCUAGAGGACCCAAAGUUGACGGCAAUGAAGUACAGAGAGUGGAGGAACACAAACAUCAUGCUGGUCCAAGACAUCUAUCAGCAGCAGGAGAUCCAGGACAUGUCCACAGAGAAUAGUGAGGAGCAAGAGAUGACUCCACAACCUAUUGCUGAAAGUGCUAUCUGA
Molecule: messenger RNA, 848 nt
Organism: Phaethon lepturus (White-tailed tropicbird)
Lineage: Eukaryota; Metazoa; Chordata; Aves; Phaethontiformes; Phaethontidae
Gene: IPCEF1
Product: interaction protein for cytohesin exchange factors 1
Exons: 4
Source: RefSeq, a predicted model, not a curated record